Messenger RNA from Chenopodium quinoa (quinoa), 2370 nucleotides. RefSeq names its product protein PAM71, chloroplastic-like. The record is from RefSeq and is a predicted model, not a curated record. Gene Ontology annotation, biological process: manganese ion transmembrane transport; Golgi calcium ion homeostasis; Golgi calcium ion transport. Bases 1052 to 2200 code for a protein of 382 amino acids. Gene Ontology annotation, cellular component: Golgi apparatus; chloroplast thylakoid membrane. Gene Ontology annotation, molecular function: calcium ion transmembrane transporter activity; manganese ion transmembrane transporter activity. Lineage: Eukaryota; Viridiplantae; Streptophyta; Magnoliopsida; Caryophyllales; Amaranthaceae. The transcript is spliced from 12 exons.
GAUCGUGUGUUAAUGCCUUAGCCCUAGCGAUAGCCAUGGGGUUAUAAUGGAUCGUGUGUUAGUGUCUUAGCCCUAGUGAUAGCCAUUGGGUUAUUUUAAUUUUGAAUUGACGCAAACAAGGUUUGGGCAUGAUGAGAGAUGAAAUAGGACCAGAUCAAGUAGGUUCAUGAAUUGGGCUAAAUUUGUGUCAAAAAAAAAUGAAUUGGGUUAAAUUGUGCAUGGGUUGAUUGAGGACGACUUUGCUUAAGCUUGGGUCAUGACAUGAGUUGAAUGGGUCAUAUAUUGGGUAAUUAAUAAAUUUUGCAUUGUUUUUUUUCAAUUUUUUUUAUAGAAAGCGAGUUUAUGGUGCUUCAUUGGUUGGUUGGGUUCUAGGGGAAAAAAAUUUGACCCAUAGCCACCACCCUAGAACACGAGUGGUGUUGGAUUAGGGGUAGACUGGUAGGUUGUGAUAUUCUAGAGGUGCCUCCUAGAUUAUUUUAGAGGGUGUUUGGUUUAGGAAAUGUAGGACUUACAUGCAUUUUAAAACUCGUACAAACCAUACCAUAAAUCCUUAUAAACCUAAGCGAAUGUAGGUUUGUCUCAUACCAUUAUUUUAAGGUAUCAAAUAAAAGAAUAAAACUUCAUUUUCAAAAUCAAACCAAACAUAUAAAUCAAGUUUCAAAUUCAUACUAUUAUGAAUUCUUCAUUCCUAAUUCCAAUCCAAUACCACGAACAAAUUCCCCCAUAGAUGGCCAUAGUCGAGUCGCAAAGGAACAUGGACUAAGACUUGGGCCUAUAACAACAGGCUUCCUAUGUCGGAGUGAUCAGACCUCCAAAAACUAGCACUCGUACUUGUAAUACGAAGUAAAAAAAAAAACGUCAAAAAAAAAUUUCAAGCAAAAAGGUUUACAACUUUACACAUUGAAAACGUCUCAAUCCACUCAAACGCUAUCAUCAAAUGAUCACAAAAUUUGGAAGCUUUGGAUAUGGAGCACACACACUCACAAAAACUCACUUCCACUCUUAUUUACACACAGAAAAACGAAGAGAGAGAAAAAUCCAUUGAAGGAGGAUGAGGACGAUGAUGCUCUCUGCAUCUCCUCAACCAACCUUCAAGCUCAACAAUGGCGGAACUUCAUUCAAUCAUUCUUUCAAUCCUUUCAACUUGCGUCGCCGAAUUCCCUGCUUAUUUCAAUUCAGAGCUCUAAGCAAGAAGUACAACCCUAUGCAGGAAAAGGAUAUUCAAUUAUUUGGACAAAAAGCGCACAUAUUCAAUGAGCCUGAGUGCAGGCUCAAUGAAAUUGGGAGUCCGCAUAAAAUUGCUGACUUGUGCGAGGACCAAUAUGAUUUUUGUGCUUCAAAUUUAUCUACUUCGAAUCAGUGCAAAGUAGAUGAGAUUAUUGCUGCGAUGGACAAUUCAACCUUCGAUAAAUCUACACGACAAUUGCAAAAGUUUAUUUUUCUCUUUGGGAUGCUCACAGUCCAGGGUGCUGAUAACGCAAGUGCUACUUCAAAUGUUAUGGACAACUUACAGUCAGCAAACUUCUUUGGGGACCUUAGUGACAUUAGCACAGGUUUCGCUUCAGCAUUCUUGCUGAUCUUCUUUUCUGAACUUGGGGACAAGACAUUCUUUAUUGCAGCAUUAUUAGCUGCCAGAAAUUCUGCUGCAGUUGUUUUUGCUGGCACUUUUGGUGCACUUGGGAUAAUGACUAUAAUAUCAGUGCUACUGGGUAGGACUUUUCACUAUAUUGAUGGUGUCCUUCCAUUCAGUUUUGCUGGGAGUGAUUUGCCUAUUGAUGAUAUUGCUGCAGUCUGUCUCCUUGUGUAUUUUGGGGUCACGACACUGAUUGAUGCGAGUUCAAGUGACAGUCAAAAGGCUGAAGAUGAACAGAAAGAGGCUGAGCUGGCAGUGUCCGAAUUUUCUGGAAAUGGUGCUGGGAUCAUGGCAGCUGCUGGCACAAUUGUUAGUACAUUUGCCUUGGUUUUUGUUGCUGAAUGGGGUGACAAAUCAUUUUUCUCGACAAUAGCACUUGCUGCAGCCUCUUCACCUCUUGGAGUCAUUGGUGGAGCACUUGCUGGUCAUGGAGUGGCAACCUUGCUUGCUGUAGCAGGGGGAUCCUUGUUGGGUAAUUUCUUGUCUGAAAAAGUAAUCUCAUACGUUGGAGGUGUUCUAUUUCUCGUUUUUGCCAGCAUAACAUUGAUCGAGAUAAUUCAAGGUUAGACACUUCCGUAGUUCUGUUUGUAUAUUAGAAUGGAAAAUGAUCCUGCGUUGCCAAUUUGUAGAAUAGCAAUGCGGGUUCUUUCUAACUGAUUAUGUUCAUCUCAAUGUCAUUCUCUCAUUCUUUUUUUUUCCUUCAUUGAUCUCACUUGUACUCUAAUCUUGUUCUUUAA